GGCGGGCAGCAUAUGCGGCACCACCCACCCCCCCGCCGGGUCCCGCCGCGCCCCGGGGCGUCCCGCCGGCGGGGGGUCAGCGCCCCGCUAUAAAGCGGCGGGGCGGCGGGUGGGCUCUGAUCUCUCCGGCCAUGCUGCGGCUCCUCCUUUUCUUCCCGCUCCUCGGGGCAGCCGGCGCCCUGCCCGCCCCCCCUCGCCGCCACCAUCACCGCCGGGGCGUCGCGCAGCCCGCCGCCCCCUACCUCACGCGCUACCUCAGGCAGCAGAUUGAUCACUUUGGAUUUGAUGAAAAUCUUACGUUCCAGCAGCGGUAUCUCAUAGCAGAUCAGCACUGGAAGAAAGACAAUGGGCCAAUACUAUUUUACACAGGCAAUGAAGGAGACAUCACGUGGUUCUGCAACAAUACGGGUUUUAUGUGGGAUGUGGCUGAAGAACUUAAUGCCAUGUUAGUAUUUGCUGAACACAGAUAUUAUGGAGAAUCAUUGCCCUUUGGGAAUGAGUCUUUCAGCGAUUCCAAGCAUCUGAAUUACCUGACAUCAGAACAAGCUCUGGCAGACUUCGCAGUACUGAUCGAGUACUUAAAGACGAACAUUGCAGGAGCCCGUAACAGUCCUGUCAUAGCUAUAGGAGGAUCUUAUGGAGGAAUGCUUGCAGCCUGGUUUAGGAUGAAGUACCCCCAUGUGGUAGUUGGAGCUCUGGCAGCCUCUGCCCCAAUCUGGCAGUUUGGUGAUUUGGUUCCAUGUGGCACUUACUUCAGCAUAGUGACUAAUGAUUUCAAAAAGAGUGGGAUAGGCUGUUCAGAAAGCAUCCGGAAUUCCUGGAACGCUAUUAACAACCUUUCCUCAACAGACACAGGUUUACAGUGGCUUUCCAACACAUUUCAUUUGUGCAGCCCAUUAAAAAAUCUUCAGGAUGCUGCUAUAUUGAAAAACUGGCUGAGUGAAACAUGGAUAAACUUGGCUAUGGUGAACUAUCCCUAUAAAGCCGACUUCUUACAGCCUCUGCCAGCUUGGCCUGUACAGGAAGUCUGCAAGUUCUUGAAGGAUCCCAGUCUGUCUGACAAAUUGUUGCUGCAGAAUGUUUUUCAGGCAGUAAAUUUAUACUACAAUUACUCAGGAGAAGCCUCAUGCUUAGACAUGUAUGAGACUGCAACAAAGAAUCUGGGCCAGUUGGGUUGGUACUAUCAGGCUUGCACUGAGAUGGUGAUGCCCAUGUGCACAGAUGGUGUCAAUGACAUGUUUGAGCCUCAGAAAUGGGACUUUGAAGCACUUUCAGAUGAGUGUUACAGGCUGUGGGGAGUGAGGCCUCGCCCCUCUUGGAUUCUUUCUAUGUAUGGAGGGAAAAACAUCAGUUCACACAGCAACAUCGUCUUCAGCAACGGUGGCCUGGACCCGUGGUCUGCAGGUGGGGUGACCCAGAACAUCAGUGAUUCCCUCGUGGCAAUCAUGAUUCCGGAUGGAGCCCAUCACCUAGACCUACGCAGCCGCAACCCUUUGGACCCCAAAUCUGUGCAGCAAGCUCGAGACUUGGAAAUCUGCUACAUGAAGCAGUGGAUUGAAAAGGCCAGGCACAGCCACUGAAGUGGUACUGCAACAUCUGUGGCCGCUAUACCUCCGUUGGCUUUGGUGGGAGCAGGGCCAGGCCUUAUGCGUGGUCGUCCGAACAUUUCACUCCUGCUUCCUCACCUGUGUUGCAGUGCUAACCAUCGCUUGUGCUCAUGAGAGAAGCAGGCAGCAGACAGAUGGAGAGCGUUGUCAGAUAAUAAACUUUAGUCAAAGUGCAUGGAUUUUGCUGCCUGCUCUGGCUUGCUUUCCUCUUCUGCUCUUCUCAACUGUUAUACUUUACCAUAAAGUAAAGAGUUCCUGUUCUAGGCUUGAUGCCUUCCUCGCUGCGCUAGGUGACUGUCCUGACUGCUGGUAUCUACAGUGGAUUAAAUGGCAGUGCUGGUGAUGGUGGAACUCCUGCUGCUUUCAGUGGGAUGGAAUUUCAGAUGUCCUCAGAUGGUGUAAACUCACAGCAGGGGCAUGGAGAUAAUUGGGGAAAGGAAAUCACAUCUUGCUGUGAUGUUUGGCGGAGAGGUAGGGAAGGCUUGGGGAAACUGGCUGUGCUGUUUGUAAAGCAAUGAAACAGCCCUUACCCUCUGGAAUCGAUGCUGGAAAAGAAGUAAUAUAUUUUUUUUUCUUUUCCUUAGUUUCUGGCAGCUUAUUAAUCAAAGCUGCUUUAGGUGGCUUUUCCUUUCUGUGCUGUAGUGAAUGGUCAGGGCUGGGCCCAGACUCUGCAGAUAACUGGCCGAGCAUACACAAUCUGCAUCAGUUUUAUUUCUUCCUUUGCUGUUUGUCCUAAUCCUGAAAUAUCCGCCACUGUGAUGAUGGUUGCCAAAGAAAACUCUGGGUAUAUUUUGUGUAUGUGUGUAUCCCCCACAAAUGCUUAGCUUUUUCAAAUCAGGAAGCUUUCGAAGCUCUUCUCUUGAAGAGCAAAUGUGACACUUGUGCUGGCUAGAUCUUAUGAAGUGACAAAUAAUCGGGGCUGCGCCUUGUGUGGGUUCUCCCCUUCCCCCCAUUCGGUGUAUUGUUCAAAUUCUGCAUGAUCUGUUUGCUGAUGGCUCUUCAAUAAAAGCCUUUUUAAAAAAAUUGUUUGCGGGACGAACUAUUCAAAACACAGAAUGCAGCUAUCCUCUUGGAUCUGCCUAAAGCCUGAUGCUGAGCUCAACAAGCCAGGUGCACUGGGCUUUCUGUAAGGCUUCCAAACCAGACAAACUGCCCUGAUUCAUGAGACAGCAUAUUUGACAUUAAUAAAUGGCUGGGGCAGUCCCCUCGUCUUCCAGCUUUGGCUUCAUUCACACUGAAGCCCUUCAGAAAGGAUUCUUUGCAGUUUAAAGGACAACUCCGUUUUAGAAAGACUCGGGCAAGGCUUCUUGCCCCCAGACUCUUAAAAUUCCAAUUCUGUUGUAAGGUUUUCUCGGCUUUGAUGAUUUGCCUGAUAGUUGAGUAUUUUCCUAAGACACCAGGUGGCCUUUUCUGUUUCCAGUCUCCUCCCAGCCUCUGGGAACAAAGCGAACCCAACACUUAAAAUUUAUCUUUUAAAACACUCCUGUGCAUCUUCUUUCCAAUAGUGUUCCUGGUGUUCCCUCAUCUUGCAUUAAACGUGGCAUUUAUGCUCAGACUCUGCAAUCUGAACCUCUCAUGCUCUUGAACAAGGUAAUUACUUAAGAGACUGUAGAGAACAAGACCAGGGAAGAACCACAGGGGGAAAAGGAAUAGCUACGUAGAGCUUGCUGAAAGCUUUUUGCAAUCCCUUUUCCAAUCAUUCCCAUUUUUGAUACUCUCCUGUAAAUACACCCCAGUCUCUUGCUCAUGUACUUUAUAAUGACAUGAUGGCCUUGAAUUUUUUGAAACAAAUAAAAAUGAUUCUUUUCUAAUCAAGUGAGUUACAGUCAAAUUUUUAGAAAUACUGUUGCAUCUUCUUGUUAAUGGAUGUAUGACAAUAUCCUGGUUUACUGCAAGGCAGGGAAUGGACUCCUCAGGCGUAAAUAUAAAUUUGGUUUGUAACUGCAAGCAAGAGCCUGGUCCAGCUACUCCUGCUGAUUGCUCAGGUGCUGCUCCCAGUGCAAAUUCUGGGUAAAACACUUGAUGUUGUGUGGAGAAGGGCAUCAGGAAAUUCAUGCAAUGGGCUGUGAAUGGCCCAAAUAACCAGCCGCUGUGUGUAGUAACGCACAGUAAUCAGCUUGUGUCUCCUUCUCUCUCGCCCCUGCUGGCUAACCUACCGUCUCAGGAAACAGCUGCUGCUUUGUUGUUUGGAAAAUAUUUUGUAGUUUCAAACUUUCAUUCCUGGGUUGGUUUUUUUUCCCCCCCUUUUAUAAGCAGGAAAAAAUUUGCCUUUAAUGAAACUUGAAAGAAAACAAAUAAGCUGCCAUUUUGAAUUUUGAGAAAUUGUAUUUAAAAACAAAUUGUUCAGUCUUUUGUGGCUCGGAGUUUGUUGGGGUUUGGUUGAUUGGUUGGGUGUUAGUUUCACUGUUCCAUUCAGUUUCUGCCUGUGAGGCUCUGAUUCUGUAUCUUUGGAUCAGAUUCUUACUGCUUGGACCGGCUUAUGAAUUAGAUGAGUGGCUUUCUGUGAUUUUUUUUUUUUCUUAAAUUGUUUUUCCUUUUUACUUUUUUUCCCCCCUCAAGUUGAGUAGUUGAAACUUCAGGUCUUAUUUACCUUAAGCAUUCAGACUUCAUCUUAAAAUCUAUGUACACAUCUCUAUGCUGCUGAGGGACUGUCUGUGGUGCUUGGCUACCUCAUCCAAGCGUUGCCUCUCCUGCUUGUUUCAUGCAGGUGAGAACAAAAUGGGCCACAGGAAAUGGCUGAUUUCUCUCUCCAGAUAUAUGGUAAUGGGCCAUACUUCAUCUAAGGCUUAUGUAUGUCCUUGGCAUGUCAUGAAUGACUGGAAGUUAAAAAUGUAUGUUUUCUACGCGUUGGGGAAAAUGUAGAAGGAAACGAAUGUAUGAUUUGCCGAAAUCAUGAAUGUUAUUGAUGCAGUUUGUAUCAAUAAAAAUGAAUUAAAACAAUGAA
This is a messenger RNA of Phalacrocorax carbo (great cormorant), 4551 nucleotides long. Lineage: Eukaryota; Metazoa; Chordata; Aves; Suliformes; Phalacrocoracidae. The record is from RefSeq and is a predicted model, not a curated record.